Messenger RNA from Phaedon cochleariae (mustard beetle), 555 nucleotides. The record is from the annotation of a GenBank genome assembly. Lineage: Eukaryota; Metazoa; Arthropoda; Insecta; Coleoptera; Chrysomelidae.
AUGUUACUCGACAUGGAGAACCACUCGGCUUUAUUAUCUCUGAACAUGUCCCCGUUCGACGCCAGCUCGGGCGACUCCCCCAUGGCCAACCAGGCGUCCAGCAGUCCGCUACCCCAGUACGGCUCGCCGCCCGUGUCAACCUCGUAUCCCAGCUGCCAACAGCCCUUGGGCAUGCAGCAGCACCAUCAUCAGCAAUCGAUGAUGAUGUCGCAGAGCAUGAGCACCCUUGACACGUCCUAUUUGUUCUCCUCAGGAGGCGGCUCGCUGUCGAGCAUGGACCUGGGGGCCGGGUACCAGAUCAGCGGCGGCCCGCCCAUGGCCUUGACGCCCACGGGCGAUACGCCCGACUCCAAGGACGGGAUCGAGGAGCUGUGCCCCGUAUGCGGGGAUAAAGUGUCCGGGUAUCACUACGGGCUGCUGACCUGCGAGUCUUGCAAGGGGUUCUUCAAGAGGACCGUGCAAAACAAGAAGGUGUACACGUGCGUGGCCGAGAGGAGUUGUCACAUUGAUAAGACGCAGAGGAAGCGGUGCCCCUUCUGCAGGUCGCGUACCUAA